AUGUUUAAUAAGAUAUUUGGUAAAAAAUCAGAUUCAAUUAUAGAAGAGCAAAUUAAAGAUCAAGGAUUUGAAAUUAGUACGUGUCCUGAAACCUGUGAUGCUUGUAUUACAAAUUUUCCAAAAUCUUUAAAAUUUGAAGAAGAUGAACCUUUAUACAAUUCUACAAAACCAUUCGGAUUACAUUUAUUGAUAUCAACUGGUAAAACUGAUUGGCCUCAUGAUGCAACAGGAACACCAAAUACAUUAUCAAAUGCAAUUGCAGAUUGGGCUUCCAAGAAAAAAUCUAAAUUGGGAAAUAUUAAAGUUACUGUCUCAUCUUUGGGAUCAGAUGAAUUAUUAAUUGAUGAUGAGUAUAUAAACGGUAAAAUGGGAGAUGUAUUAAUAAUGCCUUAUUUUUUAUGGAUCAAAAAGGUCAAAAUUGAAGAUGUUGCUGAAAUUUUUGAUAAAUUAAAUCAAUAUCUAGAAAAUCACACACCAGUAGAUGAUAUAGAAAUUCCGAACUGUUCGAUUGACAAUAACUCAAGUUAUAUCUUUCUAUGUUCUCAUAAGACUAGAGACAAAAAAUGUGGAAUAACUGCUCCAAUUAUGAAGAAAGAGAUGGAUUUAUAUCUUAGAGAAUUGGAGUUGUAUCGAGAUUUUGGUGAUAAUAGACCUAAUGGUGUACAAGUUGCAUUUUUAAAUCAUAUUGGUGGUCAUAAAUUUGCUGCUAAUGUAAUAAUUUAUAAUAAAGAAUCAAUGAAAAAUAUUUGGUUAGCUUUAUGUAGACCAAAUAAUGUGAAACCAAUUAUAGAUGAAUGUGUUUUACAAAAUAGAGUAUUUCCAAAUAAAGUUAGAAUUGUACAAAAUUUCAAUUGGUAA
Molecule: messenger RNA, 858 nt
Organism: Insectozyma verbasci
Lineage: Eukaryota; Fungi; Ascomycota; Pichiomycetes; Serinales; Debaryomycetaceae
Source: the annotation of a GenBank genome assembly